AUGUUUUCUUUACAAUCCUUUAAUUCCAAAGAAAGUUUGGAUGAAUUUCUACCAAUGUUUCACAAUAAAGAUAACAAAAAAGCCAUCAUAUAUCAAAAAGAAUAGAAUAUCAUCAAAUAUUUAAAACAAAUAGGUCUAAUUAUGAAAACUGAUCCACUUAAAAAAUAACAAGAACACUACUAGUAAUAUUUUCAUAAUGCUCUUUAUUAGAAAAACAAAAAUAAUUGAAGUCUUCGUAUCCCAAACUGAAAAUGAUGGUUCAGAUGAAGAAGAAAGAUCAUUAUCAACCAAUGAAGUAAGUCCUUCAGAAGUGAAUGCAAAUGAAUUUUGUAUUUUUAACAAUCCCUUUCUCUUAAAAGGAAGAAAGCUAGAUUUAGAAAGAAAGCAUUCUUUUGAGAACUUGGAUCUUUAAUGAAAC
This is a messenger RNA of Paramecium pentaurelia, 418 nucleotides long. NCBI's taxonomy places the organism in Eukaryota, Ciliophora, Oligohymenophorea, Peniculida, Parameciidae. The record is from the annotation of a GenBank genome assembly.